AUUGUUGGUCAUAUUGAUUGUCUUAAUAUCCUGCAUUGCAGGUUCCAUACUGUGUAGGGGCCUGUGUUCAGAAAAUUCUGUCAAAAAAAUGUCAGCAAUGAGAAUGAAAGCAGUGAGAUGUCCCACUGAUGAACUCAGUAUUACUAACUGUGCUAUAAUUAAUCCAGAUGACUAUCCAGAUGAUGUCAGACAUAUCGAAGUUACUACUGCACCGAAUCAUCAUUUUGUAUUUACCGUAAAAAGACAUCAUGAGGUACCCAGAGGAACAGUUGGUUUUAGUUUACCUCAAAGAAAAUGGGCUACUCUUUCCCUCAAUCAGGAAAUUGAAGUGCGACCUUAUCAUUUCAAUCCUACUUCGAGCACAGAAUGUCUUUGCACUAUUGUAUUGGAAGCUGAUUUCAUGCAAAAGAAAUCAACAACACUGGAACCCUAUAACACAGAUGAAAUGGCCAGAGAUUUCCUAUUACAGUUUUCGGGACAGGCAUUCACUGUAGGUCAGCAGGUGGUGUUUCAGUUUAAAGACAAGAAAAUCCUUGGUCUUGUAGUUAAAAGUUUGGAAGCUGCUGACCUUUCCGCUAUAAGUUCUGGGCAAAACACUGUGCCUAAAAAGACUCAAAUGGGACGUUGCCUAGGUGAUACUGUAAUACAAUUUGAGAAAGCAGAAAAUUCGAGCUUAAACCUUGUUGGUAAAGCAAAAGGGAAAGUUGUUCGUCAAUCGAUUAUCAAUCCAGAUUGGGACUUCCAAAAGAUGGGAAUUGGUGGCCUAGAUAAAGAAUUCAGUGCAAUUUUCCGAAGGGCGUUCGCAUCACGUGUUUUUCCACCAGAAAUUGUCACUCAGUUAGGUUGUAAACAUGUUAAAGGAAUUUUGCUUUAUGGUCCGCCAGGUACAGGUAAGACGUUAAUGGCGCGACAGAUAGGGACUAUGUUAAAUGCCAGAGAACCUAAAAUCGUCAAUGGCCCUCAAAUACUGGAUAAAUAUGUAGGAGAAAGCGAAGCUAAUAUUAGAAGAUUGUUUGCCGAUGCUGAAGAUGAAGAGAAGAGGCUUGGGCCGAACAGUGGAUUACAUAUAAUUAUUUUCGACGAGAUAGAUGCUAUUUGUAAGUCAAGAGGCAGUGUUGCUGGAAAUACAGGGGUACAUGAUACUGUUGUGAAUCAGUUACUUGCGAAGAUCGAUGGUGUAGAGCAAUUAAAUAAUAUUCUUGUUAUUGGUAUGACCAACAGAAGAGAUAUGAUCGACGAAGCUUUGUUACGACCCGGUAGAUUAGAAGUACAAAUGGAAAUUAGUUUGCCAGAUGAACAUGGACGAUUCCAAAUCCUUAACAUUCAUACAUCUAGAAUGAGAGACUACAAGAAGAUAGCAUCUGACGUUGAUUUGAAGGAAUUAGCUACGCUGACUAAAAACUUCAGUGGUGCAGAAUUGGAAGGUUUAGUCAGAGCUGCGCAGAGUACAGCUAUGAACAGAUUGAUCAAGGCUUCUAGCAAGGUAGAAGUGGAUCCAGCAGCAAUGGAAAAACUUAUGGUUUCUAGAACUGAUUUUCUUCAUGCUUUGGAUAAUGACGUUAAACCUGCAUUCGGUACCAGUGCAGAAGCACUGGAUCAUCUUCUUAUACGUGGAAUUAUUAACUGGGGUAAACCAGUGGCAGAAAUUUUGUCCGAUGGAAAUCUCUACAUCCAAGAAGCUCGAGCCACCGAAGGCUCUGGUCUUGUAUCAGUUCUCUUGGAAGGUCCGCCUAAUAGCGGAAAAACCGCUCUUGCAGCACAAAUUGCGAAAAAUUCCGAUUUUCCGUUUGUCAAAGUAUGUACACCAGAAGACAUGGUUGGUUUCACCGAAUCUGCAAAAUGUCUUUCAAUUCGAAAGAUAUUCGACGAUGCGUAUCGUUCGCAGCUUAGUUGCAUUUUAGUCGAUAAUAUCGAACGCUUACUGGAUUAUGGACCCAUUGGACCACGAUAUUCCAACCUGACUUUACAGGCUCUUUUAGUUUUAUUGAAAAAACAGCCACCACGUGGUCGCAAAUUAUUAAUUCUAUGUACGACAAGUCGCAGACAAGUAUUGGAUGAUAUGGAGAUGUUGUCAGCUUUUAGUACAACUCUGCAUGUUCCGAACUUGUCGACUCCCGAUCAUCUUUUGAGUGUUCUGGAAGAAGUGGAUCUUUUCAGUAAAGAGGAAAUAGUAUCUUUGCACGCUAAACUUCAAGGAAAACGGGUAUUUAUUGGUAUAAAGAAGUUGCUGUGUUUAAUAGAUAUGGCGCGUCAAGUAGAAGCAAAUUAUAGGGUUCCCAAGUUCCUCUCAAAAUUAGAAGAGGAGGGUGGACUAGAGUAAUGAGUAUUUAUUUUAAAAGAAUGUAAUUAUUUAUGUAGAGAUGAAUUAGAUGUUCUGAUGACCGGAAACCAAUACACAUUAAGCAAUCGACCGAUUUGCAUUUAAAUGCACGUUAAAAACAUAAAUGAGUUUAAAAGAACCAGAUAAAGUUAUUGUUACAAGCUAUAUACGUGUUAUAGGGAAAAAUAAGAGAAGCAUUUAAAUUAUUUACUACUUAUUAACUGUUUGCAUUUUUUAUUAUUUCUUCCAAGUUAUCUUAGUACAUCAUCGAUAAAAUCAAGAAGUACAGUAUUUAUAAUUCUUUUAAUUUUCCGGUAUUUCGUUGUAAAUUUUGGAUUAAAAAUCAUAUUACAGUAACCCUUCAAAAGGUUCGUUUAUGAUCAGUGAACGAUUUUUUUCGUCGUCACAUCAAAACAGCUACAUAUUUGAAACAUGACGUAAUCUAAAUAACAUUUAGUUACAUUAAUGGUAAUAUGUAUUUUUUUAUAUAAAAGUUCUCGCGUUAUGAGAUAUAAUUUAAUUUAAAAUUGUUAUAUUGUUUUCGUCACUUUUUAAUUAGGCAUAUCAUAUCAGUUUCAUAAUAUAUACUGAGACUUUAAUAAGGCAUUAAUAGAUGUCAUGCAGGUAUAUUAUGUAACAUCAUUUUGACAUUCUGUAUUGAAUUUAUUGAAAUUUUAUGAGGGUCAAAUAUUCUAAUCUUCUGAAGCGUUACUGUGCAUAGGUAGCCUGAAAUUUUCAAUGAAAUUUAACAAUUUCAAGAAAAUUGUAUGACAGAUGUACAGUUAAAAUGUAAAAAAGAGAAAGUAUAAUAAUCGAAAGGUAGAAUUUUUUUCAAUGAAAAUAACCUUUUGCCAUAAAAUAUAGAUUACAAAUUGUUGUUGUGUUGUGAAAUCUUUAAAAGAUUUAUUGUAUUCAAUUCAAUGGCAAUAUGUAUAUGUAAAAUACUAAUCAUGCAUUUUUGUCGUAUAAAUAUUAAAUUUGCUUCUGUAAGUUGCAGGGAACAUGCUUCCUUUAAUUUAUUACUUUAUUUUACAGGGUGAUAGAUCUGUUCCAUUACUAAUAAAGAUAGCCUUUGUAAUAAUUGCUACAAUUAUUUAUUUAUCAGAAGAAUUUAGAUUAUUAUACACAUUGUAAACAUGUAUUUUUAUGCAUCCAUUUGUAUGUAAUGUACAUCUAUAUAACUAUUUGCUGUGUGAUUAUUGUUAUCUCAGAAGUUUAUUGUAAUUCUUAUUGUAAAUGUAUGUAUGUGUUUGAUUGACUGGUGUUAGUUACAUAGUCAAUAUCUCUUAGAAGUAUCUUUGAUGAGAAUUAUUAUCAAAUCAUUCCAAAUGUAUGGUACAUAUUUAUUUUAUCGUUAAAGAAAUAUAAUCUUCGCAUCCGAUAUUAUCUGAAUGUGACACAUAAUAUUUGAAGAUGAAUUAACAAUUUAAUUUUUAGUUAAUUAAUAUAUUAGUAAUGUUAAAUUGUAGAUUUAUGUCAGUAUAUUUAUAUACUGUUUAAGAAUUAUUUAAAAAUUGUUCGAUUUGUUAUAUGUAUAUAAUUCCAAAUUGCUUAUGAGGGAAGUUGUGUAUCAUACGAGACUUCCUGUUUUGCUUGAUAAAUAAUGUAAUAUGGAUCGUAUAUCUGUACUUACGAAUAGUAUCUGUGUAUGAACAUGAUGCAAUAAU
This is a messenger RNA of Nomia melanderi (Alkali bee), 3987 nucleotides long. RefSeq names its product vesicle-fusing ATPase 1. Gene Ontology annotation, cellular component: Golgi stack. Gene Ontology annotation, molecular function: ATP binding; ATP hydrolysis activity. The record is from RefSeq and is a predicted model, not a curated record. Lineage: Eukaryota; Metazoa; Arthropoda; Insecta; Hymenoptera; Halictidae. Gene Ontology annotation, biological process: Golgi to plasma membrane protein transport; SNARE complex disassembly; intra-Golgi vesicle-mediated transport.